This is a messenger RNA of Mesitornis unicolor (brown roatelo), 1110 nucleotides long. RefSeq names its product protein Jade-2-like. NCBI's taxonomy places the organism in Eukaryota, Metazoa, Chordata, Aves, Mesitornithiformes, Mesitornithidae. The annotation marks the transcript as partial. The record is from RefSeq and is a predicted model, not a curated record. The transcript has 3 exons.
GUUAGAAAUCUCUGUUACAUGGUGACGAGACGGGAGAAAAUGAAACACACCAUUUGUAAACUCCAGGAGCAGAUCUUCCAUCUCCAGAUGAAGCUUAUUGAGAAAGAUCUUUACCCAGAACAAACUGGGAAGAAGACAAAGGGUAAGAAAAGUGACCCGAGAAGGAAAGGAAGAGAUGGUAGAAAAAGUAGUCCUGAGAAGAAAGAGAAAAGGAAAUCAGUCAACGAAACUGUAUUGGGACAACUGGGCUUAUCAACCUCCUUCCCCAUUGACGGGACCUUCUUCAACAGCUGGCUGGCACAGUCGGUCCAGAUCACCGCCGAGAACAUGGCAAUGAGCGAGUGGUCCCUCAACAAUGCCCACCACGAGGACAGCACCCCCGGCCUCUCUGAGGAGCUCCUCCAGGAUGAGGAGACCUUGCUGAGCUUCAUGAUGGACCAUUCCCUCAGGUCUCCAUUUAAGCAGAGUGAGGCUGCGAAGAAAGUGAAAAGCAAAACGAGAACGAACACUAAGAAAAAGCUGCCCAGGAGCAGCCCCCCAACUGGGGGUGGGAGCCACCCGGAGAGCUCGGAGCCCUGGACUAACAACGCCAGUGACUUGUCGGAUGAUGCUGCCAAACCCUUCUCUCCUGACUCCAGACCCAGCAAGUCAGAGAAAGGGGCGGCGAAGCUUCCCACCGACCGCAAAGGGACGGGUGAGGCGAAAAAGGCGGCCAAGAAGGGCUCUCUCCCAAAAACUGGCGAGCCUCACCCCCCAGCCGGGGUGAGGGGCUGUGUUGGCGAGGAGGAGGAGGAGGAAGAGGAGACGCCGCGCUGCACUCAGCCGGAGCCCAGCCCCACGGCCAAAGUGCCUGACUCCGUAGGUAGCCCCAAAACCGUCGUGCGGUUCAAAUUACCAAAGGAGAGCCGAGGGACUCGGAAGUCGCAGCCCCCCAAGCCCGACGGCGCCGGCGGAGCUCCCUUGCGUCGUUUCGACGCCGAGACGGACGGCUACUUCUCCGAUGCAGAGAUGAGCGACUCGGAUGGGGAGCCCCGUGGCGGCAGGGCACAGCGGGGCCAGCUGGAUGCAGCCGGUGAGGACAUCGUCAGGAUGAGUAUCCUGGCAUCCUAA